This is a messenger RNA of Haemonchus placei, 1761 nucleotides long. The record is from the annotation of a GenBank genome assembly. Lineage: Eukaryota; Metazoa; Nematoda; Chromadorea; Rhabditida; Trichostrongylidae.
CCUGCUGGAUUUUCCAACAUGGAGGCCACAUCGGACUCUACUCAAAUUUAUCCUGAUGGCUCCAUAACGAAAAUCGUCUACCAUAACUUUUUGACGUAUGACGAUGUUGAAUGUAAGCCGGGUCCCAAUCUGAACAUGUUCAUUGGAACAAACGGAGCCGGCAAGAGCACGGUAAUUUGUGGAAUAUGUCUUGCUGUUGGUGGAAAUCCGAAGAUACUCGGACGAUCCGAACGAAUGGGAGAUUAUAUCAAGCAUAAACGUGAUGAAGGAUUUGUCGAGGUGUAUAUAGCGGACUCCACUAAAGGCGAACAGCGUGUGAAAAUUCUUCUCCAGCGACCGAGUGCGUAUUUGUUCGAAUACCAACUCAUGAUAGAAUUUCGAAAUAUCUUUCAUCAUUUUCAGAUUGACAACCCUUGUACAUUUCUUGCACAAGACAAAGUGAAGAGCUUCUCGGAGCAAAGUCCCGUUGAUCUUCUUAUGAACACUGAGAGGGCUGGAAACGCGUCACUAUUGGAGCAGCAUGAAGAACUGAUCAGAAAAAAGAAACACGAGAUUUUUCGGUAUCCUAACUCAAUAGAUCCUUUUCAAUCAGGCGAGAUUGCCAUGCUCCUCCCACGUGUCGAGAAUUACAAGAAGAAAGAAAGAAGUCCUGUUAAUGUCGUGAACUCGAGUGUAAUGGAAAUUGAUAGACAUUGUUUUAAAGAACACACUGUCACUACCGUUUAUCCAUUUUUGACCACAUCUCAUUGUUCCACCUGUGCUUUAGAGUUAAGAGAUGAGGCACGGCGAAUUGAUCAAGUUAUGGAAGGCCGUGUGCGGAUUCUGGAAAACCUACGCAGUAAUAUGGCUGAUGAGGCCUGGCGAUGGUACCAGGCAAAUCGAGACAAAUUUCGCCAUCCAGUUUACGUCCCGAUCCUUCACAUGACGGUGCCUGAUGCUAAAGCUGCAAUGCUACUUGAGAAUCUGAUAGCGGUCCGAGAUCUGCCCAUGUUCAUUUUUGGUUGUAAGGAAGAUGAGACUCUUUUGACUGACCGCAAGCACAACUGGAAGCUCAACUCGACUGUUGUGAACUUGUCUGCAUUGUCCACGACCGUAACUCAAGAAAUGAAAGGAUUCGGCUUCACUCGUUUUGCUGCCGAUCUAUUCACUGCCCCCGAUGUCGUAAAGCAAUACUUAUGUAAUGUCGCUCGUGUAAGUUUUUCUGGUGCGUCUGGUAUCGAAAUGCAGUGUCCCAUACGGGACUCGAAAAAGUGUUUUGUUCAGGAAAUUAUGGAAUGGAGGGAACCUGUGGAAGAUCUUAUUCGAAAAAUCAAUGUGAAUUAUUCAAAAUUCUUUGCUACAUUGGGAUGUGCUGGCGAAGUGUAUCUUGAGAUUCCUGAAGAUCCUGUAGCUUCCGUAAUGGUGAACGACUUCGCUGUGUUUAAGGUCCAAUCGGGAGGUGAACGAAGUGUUUCUACUAUGCUUUACUUGCUGGCACUUCAAGAAUUGUGCCCCGUCCCGUUUCGUUGUGUGGAUGAAAUCAAUCAAGGCAUGGAUCCAGUAAACGAGCGAAAAGUAUUUAGUAUUAUGGUGGACACGCUCAGUGGAGAAGGAAAUCUCGCCAAAACGCAGUAUUUCCUACUGACACCAAAACUGCUUCAUGGCCUGAAGUUCAAUCGGAAAGUGACUGUACAGAUUAAUUGGUCUCUGAUUUACGAUAGCGGACCUAAGCUCCUCCUUCAGUUACAAUUUAUGGGCAAGAAAGCAAUUAUGGAAAUUUGA